AUGACAACCAGUGGUGAACAGUUCCUGAACCCCGAGCCCACCUCGUUACCUUUUGAACUACAUCAUGAUCCGAGCGAAACAAUCCCUUCCGCUUUUGAUGUGAUCAAAUCUCAAGAGAACAGCUUCAGCUACGACUUGAACAUCGACCAACUUGUUCAGAAUAGCACAAAUACACCGACAGCGGCAAGAACCACAAGGCAAGGGCUUGAUACCAGCGAGAUUAUAUCCCCAUCAUACCAGUAUUCUUCAGCAUCACCAUCCUCUCGUUCCCCGUCUCACGGUUCCACCUCAACCCCCCGACAAAGCCCAUUCGAACAACUCUCAGCGUCAUCUUCAUUGUCACACAGCGCGACAAACAACAACAGUCGCAGUAUUGUGCCUCCCGGAACUAGAGGUCAUCGUUCUCCAUCAUCAACUACGCCAACAAUACCGACUCCCCAGAAGCCAGCCUGUACAUACGAGUACCUCGGCGUUCUCCAUAUCGCUGCGCAAAAAGGCCAUGACCGCAUAACCCAGAUGCUGCUGAGCCAUCAUGGCAUGGACUGCAACGCCCCGGACGGCGAGGGCCGCACGCCUUUGAUGCACGCCGUGGUUGCCGGCCUCGUGCCGGUAGUGCGCGCGCUCCUGACCGCCGGCACCCGCUGCGACACCGUCGAUAACAAUCAACGCUCCGUGUUGCACCUAGCCGUGCUCCACCGGAGGGAGCAGGUGUUGCGGCUGUUGCUGGCGGAGAUCGAACAGGGGGUUGUCGACGGCGUACAUCCGAUUGGGCAAGCGGAAGCUCGGUUGGCGCGUCUCUUGGACGCGUACGACGCGGACGGGAACACGCCGUUGCAUCUGGCCGUGACGGAGGGGUUUGAGGCAGGGGUUGUCAUGUUGCGGUACUGGCACGAGACCCAGGCCAGCCGUGACUGGCGCUUCAAGAAGUUCAUCAACCACGACCUCCUGGGAUCGAAGAUGAACGGCACCGCGUGGCAGUCUCCCAUCUUCCAAAAGACCCUCCGCCUCGGUGACAUGCCCUGGCUGCGGGACCACACGUCGUUCAUCGACCGUAAAACAGAGGUACUGGACAUCCACGCCAGCGAUACCAUCAUCAACAUGGGCGCAGAGCGUCUGGGCGACAUGGAUUCCAUUCAUUACCACGAGGUGACGGCGGAACCUCAGCCGCUUGAGGAUGGCUACGUCGAGGUCGAGGUUUACGCCGCUGGUCUGAAUUACACGGACGUCGUUGUAACCAUGGGCAUAGUUCCUGGUGACGAGCGCGAACUGGGUGGCGAGGCGGCUGGCAUCGUGACAAAGGUCUCGCCCAGUGUCACCUCACUCACGGUUGGACAACGUGUUGUGGUCUUCACCCCGGCGACCAUUUCCAACCGCGUCCGCACCCGGCCCGGACGAGUGCAUGCCCUCCCUGACUGGAUGUCGUUCGAAGAGGCUGCCACUCUUUGUGGUGUUUACUUGACUUCCAUCUUCUCAUUGUUCGACAUGGCAGAUGUUAAGGCCGGCAAGACCGUACUGAUCCACUCCGCGGCGGGUGGUGUAGGCAUCUCCUCUCUGCAGCUGGCUCAGUAUGCCGGUGCGGAGAGAGAAUUCGUUAAGUCCACUUUCGGUCUAGAGGACGACCACAUCUUCAACUCCCGCGACAAAUCUUUCGGUGACCAAAUCUUAGCUGCGACGGGUGGCCGAGGUGUCGUUAUCAUUCUCAACUCUCUCACCGGCGACAUGCUGGAUGAGUCCUUCCGCGUCCUCGCCGACGGAGGUAUUAUGGUCGAGAUUGGUAAGAAAGACAUCGUGGAUCGCAACAGCCUUGCCAUGGAGCCACUCGACCGCAAUAUCUCCCUGAGAGCCGUUGAUAUGUCUCACCAGAGAGCCCCCGAUCACCUCAUUGCCCGUCUUAUUACCAAGCUCUUUGAACUACUCGAGGGACGUCACGUCAAGCCAAUCAAACCCAUCCACGUUUUCUCCUUCACCGACGUCGCCAACGCCGUUCGCUACCUGCGCGCAGGUAAGCACAUUGGUAAGGUCGUCAUUUCGGACGGCCCCGAGGCGAAGAUUUCGGUCCCCGUCCGACGCGCGCCGAAGACCCUCCACUUCCGCGAUGAUGCUACAUAUCUGAUCGUAGGCGGUCUCCGUGGUCUCUGCGGUGCCCUGGCCAUCUACCUCGCCAAGAGUGGCGCGAAGCACUUGGCGGUCAAGGCCCUUGGAUCGAGCAUUGAUCUCCUGACAACCGACGUGACCAGCAAGGGCGACGUCCAGCGGGCCUUCAACCAGACGUCCUUCCCAAACCGACCGUUCGACUCCAUGACACUGGAAGAAUACCAUCAAGCCGUCGGCUGCAAGAUUCAAGGUACAUGGAACCUCCACGACGCAGCCGAAAAGCUCGGCCUCGAACUCGGCUUCUUCACCAUGCUCUCCAGCAUCUCCGGUGUCAUUGGGCAGCGCGGACAGACUAACUACGCCGCCGCCAACGUCUUCCUCGACUCCUUCGCCGCCUUCCGCCGCGAGCGCGGACAAGCCGCGUGCUCCAUCGACCUGGGCGUCAUCGAGGAUGACGGCUUCAUCGCCAACAACGAUGAGUUCCAGGGGAAGCACUUUGACAGCCGCACCUUUAAGGGCAUCAACAACGGCCUCCUGUGGCAGAUCCUCUACUUCUCCAUCCUGCAGCAGGCAGGCAAGUUCCCGGGAUCGCCGUCGGCUACGCAGAUGGUCACUGGUAUCGUGGCGCCGCAGCCUGCUGACUCGGCGCUCUUGCAAGACGCCCGGUUCGCGGCGCUGCGGACCGGUUCUGCCGGGGGCAGGGUUGCCGGCGAGGGCGGCAAUAGCGCCAACGCAGAUGUGCAGGCGCUGCUUCUCCUCUUGAAGUCGAAGUCGGCUGAGACUUCAGCACAGGUAGCAGCAACAGUGGAUGUCGUGAACAAAUGUUUUGUCCGCAUGCUCCGUCUCUCAGAGCCCACGGAUCCAGCUCGACCCCUGUCAGUGUAUGGUAUUGAUUCGUUGGCGGCGGUUGAGGUACGUAACUGGGUGCGCAACGAGCUGGGGGCGUUGGUCACCACAUUUGACAUCAUGAACGCGUCUUCGUUGUUGUCAUUCUGUGAGAAGAUUGUUUGA
This is a messenger RNA of Colletotrichum aenigma, 3105 nucleotides long. It is a transcript of the gene Bref-PKS, whose product is annotated as Highly reducing polyketide synthase. Lineage: Eukaryota; Fungi; Ascomycota; Sordariomycetes; Glomerellales; Glomerellaceae. The record is from RefSeq and is a predicted model, not a curated record. The coding region runs from base 1 to 3105 and encodes 1034 amino acids. The transcript has 9 exons. Gene Ontology annotation, biological process: secondary metabolite biosynthetic process; fatty acid biosynthetic process. Gene Ontology annotation, molecular function: phosphopantetheine binding; protein binding; oxidoreductase activity.